Molecule: messenger RNA, 1484 nt
Organism: Pocillopora meandrina
Lineage: Eukaryota; Metazoa; Cnidaria; Anthozoa; Scleractinia; Pocilloporidae
Source: the annotation of a GenBank genome assembly
GAGUUAACCGAAGAAGAACAACAGGGUUUAGCAGCUCACAAUGAAUUUCGACAAAUACAUCACGUUCCUGCGAUGACACUAGAUAGACAAAUGUGCGAUGAGGCUCAUCAGUACGCCAAGCGGCUUGCACGUAUGGGUCGGCUUGAGCAUUCAAAGGAUAGAGAAAGAGAUGGACAGGGAGAAAAUCUUGCUAUGGGAUGUUCAUCAGGUGCUUCGCCGCAAAAUGUGGAGCAAGCCGUGAACAGCUGGUGGGCUCAGUUUUAUUUCUUAGAUCAAUUUUCCGAAGGGUUGUUGACAUCUUAAUGAAAUAUUCCAAAGAUAGAUGUCAGUGAUCGGGGUAAAAAAAUCUCAUCUCAAGGACUUAUUAUAACAACCUUGACUACAUUUUUAAAAACUUUAUCCUGAAAUACUCCGCAUCAGCAUCUAAAAAAAAUUAUAUGCGACGGUACUAAACGAAGAAUUCUGCACCAGAGAGUUACUUAGAACAGAGAACUUAUUUUAGAACCAGUUUGGAUUGAGGAAUAUGAAGUUAGGGGCUUCAAGUGUGAAGAUUCCAUCCCUUAUUACGGGCGUUUAUUCCAAAUAGGGCAAUGCAGAGGAUUUAGUCAAAUGAACUCGUUUCGAAGAGUUUCUCCAUUGUGCCUUUUCUAUCAGUGCUUCGUCCUUUAAAUUCGCACGCUGUCUUUUUUCUUAUUAGCUUCUUUUGAGCUCUCCUACGAAAUAAUACAAUCUCCACCUGCGUUACCACCAUGCAGGAACAAUGUGUUUGAUGGAUUGUGACAAUUUAACGUCGCUUCAUUUGAAAAGAACACAGUUUUUGAGAACUCUGAGCACUGCAAAAUUGGUAGCCCAUACCAUUCGAUAUUCAUUUAGCUUCUCUCCUUCCCCUGAUGAGUGUAAGUUGGUAAAUAUAAUCGCCAGUUGAUGAUCAGGUACCCACGAUACACGUGCUUGUACCAGGAGAACAAAAAUAAUGCUAUCGCUGGGUCAAAAAAGCAUCACUGAAAGGCGUGGCGUUUCUCCGUACCAUUCCCUUCUUACCGUUACUCAAUUAACCAGCUUCUUUUUUCGUUUCAUUCCCCCUACCAAUUUAGGAGCAGUUUUUUUCCGGAGCUAAUUAAAUGAUAAAAAGUGGUCCAUGAUAAAAAUUUUUAACCUAAAAAUCUGCCUUCGCAAAUCACAUAUUUUGCUUUUUCUGUUUUUGUACUCUUUCUCUAUUAUCUUCCAGGUACAACGAGGUCUGUCGUCCAGGAUAUAGCUUUUAUACCCCCUCCUUCAGCGGUGGGACAGGCCAUUUCACUCAGGUAGUGUGGAAAGAAAGCAUUUUUCUUGGUAUUGGACAAGCUUCAGGGGAGAAAAACGGCAUGAAAUGUACUUAUACUGUGGCUAGAUAUAAACCGGCUGGGAACAUUUUCGGAGAGUUUUCCGAAAAUGUGCCAAAAGGAAACUUUGAUAAGGAAAGCUAUUGUGCAUCAGUUAAGAGA